CUGGUGGUUUAAGUUCAGUCAAGGACAAUUGCCAACUGAAAACCACCAAACGUUUUCUGAAAAUGUUCGCCUGUUACAGGAAAUAUUCAUGUGUUAAGUGUUUAGAAGAAGCUAACUAACGUUCAAUAACGGUACCUGUUCUGCCUGUUAACUAAGCUAUCAUGCCGGACUGGCUCAGUCUGUGUGUGGUCAUUAGCCUGUUGUUAUGUCUUACAACCGUAGCUGGUUACAUUUUGUACUCGGGACUCCUCUCAGACAUUAUCGUACUAACUGGCUCUGCUCCCAUAAAGAAGAUUACAUUCGCCUACAAAUUUAAAAAAGGACCGUACAAACAGUGCGGACAACUUUUUAAGGAGUCUCUCAGUAUUGGACCAAAGCUUUCAUGUAUCGCAGUAUUUUAUGAUGACCCUAAAAAGGUGCCGGGACCACAGUGCCGCUAUGCUGUCGGCAGUAUUCUUUGUGAGGGAGAAAACAAAGCCGAUGAGGGGCUUCUAAAGAGCUUUGAGACAUCGGGCUUUAAUGUCUUUUCCUUUCCCGAAGUCACACAUGUGGUCACUACCUCGUUCCCCCACAGGACGUUCUUCUCUCUCCUUUUGGGAAUAAGAAGAGUCUACCCACGGCUAGAGCACUACAUCAAGGAAAGGAGACUGUGUGCACACCCGUUCCUUGAGAUCUACAGAGAGGGUCAGGUCCAGUUCAUGGCUCCCUUGGCUCGGCAGGGAGAUUUCUAUGUGCCUGAAGUCUGCCAGGUAGAGAGGAGGCUCUCAGAACAAGAGGAAUUGCACAGUGACACAGACAUCUCAGGUGCAGACUCGAACAGUGAAUACAGCUCAGGUAGUGGGGUUCUCCUGUCAGACAGCAGAGAGACGUCCCUGGCAGCAUCCUCGGUCCACUCUGUGCCUAUCCAUGAUCAAGGGGAUAAAGACUACAGAGGGAGAAGCUCCAGGGGAACCUCAUUUAAAGAGCUGGACUGGGAGCAGACUGAUGGAGAGCAGGCAGAGAGAGAAGAGGGGCUUCAUGGAGACUCCAACCAGAAGAGCCUGGAGGCUCCCUCUCAGGAGUGGUGGGGUGUCGUCGGGGAAGAAGAGUAAAAGUUCACUGAGACAUAUAAGGUGAAGAUGAGAGAAUAAAGGACUGAAAUUGAUGAGGUUGGGAAGUGCAGAUUUUAAAAGCAUGGCUUACUGUGUGUUCAUGUCCAAAAAGGGAAAUAUUAAAGAAUAGGGCAGGUGAUAUUCUAUGUUUUUGUUAUUGUGAACAGCAUAAAAAGACCAAAACCAAAAAUGUGUUAGUCUGAUUCUCAAUACUUUCAGACUUCCCUACUCUGAAAGCCAGUUCUUUCUUAUAGAAGAUGUUCGUUUUUAAAAACUAUAGAUAUAUUGUGUAAUUUAAAAGAAAAUGUGAAAUAAUUUCCUAAAACAGCUGGGCUGUAGUUUUUAGCAUUUCUUAUCCAAGCAUGAGUACAUACGGCAUUUGCCGCAGAAUACUUUUAGACAUGGAUUAAUCCAUAUUUAGUACUCUAAUGAGUAUUUACAGCAGCGGGACAGUGUUUGCAGGAUCCACCCUGUACAAACAGCAGUGCCUAUCAUAAUUUAGGAACAUUUUUAUAGUUAUUAGACAACAAAGGAGGUCUAUGGUGCAAAAGAAUAUUGGCUUUGGAUACACAGGUAACUGUUAAUGUUGGUCUUUUCAUUGGAUCUGUUGAUAAUAUGAAAAAUCUAGAAUGUAACAAGUCUUAUUCUUUAGUAAAAGUAUUACAAAUCUGCUUUAUUUUGUUGACAGAAAACGAUUCACUUGAAAUCUGCAGAAUGCAUUCAGGUAGCCUGAGUUUCUUGAAACAUUUUUUUUUAUAGAAGUGAUGAUUGUCAAAAUCACACAAGAUGACUGAACUGAGUAUUUGUUAGCAAGGCAUUUUACUUGAGUGUCUACCAGUAUUUUAUAUCUCCUGUUUGGUGUACUUAAGAUAACCAUUACUUGCAUUUCCAGCAAGUUUUUUUUAUUUGUUGGAGGAACAUACAGAGAAUUCUGUUCAUUUCACAGAUACCUAUACUGACUAGUUUACAAAGGGCCUUCAUUUAAUUAAUUAAUAACUGACGACAUUGAAAUUACUAUAAGCACACACAGAAGUCGUCAUAAAGUUUUCUGUUUAUUUUUUGUGUUUGAAUAUUUGUGUGCCUUAUAACAACUUCUAUGUGUAUUGUGUUGACAUAGCAUUGUUGCUGAUGCGCAUGUUUUGAUGUAAAAUUGACUUAAUUUCCAAAAGGAAAAGUGUGAAUAACAUAAUUGCCUUCUUCCUGUGGUCCUCCCGAUCACCUCUGAGAUUGAGGACAUAAUUAUGGUGAGUGUGCAGCCUGCUGCCAUGAUCAGUCAAGGAAAAAGAUGACAAGACAAGUGGGCUGACUAUUAAUAUUCAUUUCUCUAUUACUGAAAGCAAAGCUCUAUGACUUUACCUUGCAUUUACUAUCAUUCUACAUUUGGCUUCUAGCAUCCUCAAAUUAUCCUCACACAUUCACUCCAUAGCUCCUUCCUUUUCUGUUUAGCCAUCCUGUUCUGUUGUUUCUCAACCUUUCUACCAUCUGCUGUCUCUUUGCACAGGCUAAUUUCUGUUUUUCUCCCUUUGUUAUUCUCCCUCUGAUAUAAAUAUGGCAGCUGCAGCGUGGAAGACCACCUGAUGACCCACAGCUUAUAAUGUAUGUCCAGUCAUAUCCAUAUCCUUUAUCUUCCAGCAAACAAGAGAUCACAGUGAGCUAAAAUUCUGAGUUAAAAUGUGUUUAUUUAAGAUUCUCCAGGUGACCGUUUUCACUUUGACAGAAAUUAGUAAUACCUAUAGAGAAAGGUUUUUGCUUGUCCUUUAAUCCAGCCAAGGUUGAAAAAAAAAAAAAAGUUCACAGCCAUUACAGAUACUUAGGAAGAUCUCCAUACUGCCUAACAGUUCAUUAGAGAGCUUUGAUGAUCGCUCGUUAAACUACUGUAUUUUAUUACUCCAUGGGUGUAAAAAAAAAACAAAAAAACCCCCGAUCCUGUUACAUUGUCACUCAUUCAUUAAUUUACUCUAAAUUGGAGGAACCUCAAUGCUGAGCUUUUACCUAAUAAAUGUUCUACAAAUAAGUUGAUGUAUAGUGGGUGUUUACAUUUCUAAUCUAAAUGCUGAUGCUACUCUAAAGAUGGGGUUAAAAUCCCAGAAUAAAUUUAAAUGAGAUGGAUGAGCUUUAAGAGUAAGAGUGAAGCUCUGAGAUGCUUUCUGUGUGUGUAAUUAUAAAACCUCUCAGGAAGCAGUGUGUGCCCUCCUCUUUAUACACAUGUGGUACUAACCUGCUGACUCCACGCUGAUCUGUGAAUUAUUUGUAGGCUACAUUGUUUAUUGCACAUAGGUUGGGAAUCUAACAAACUUAAGUAUGGCAGAAUUGGUGUGACAGAGUAAUGAUCUCAGAGGCUAGGUGGAUAAAUACUCAGGGCUGGCCGUGCCUUUGGAGCUGGUAGGGAUAUUGUUUUAUUUCUAUGGGCAUUUAAAGGUUAGGCAAACUUAUUUAGAGGGGGAAAACAUCAAAGGCAAAUGGUAAAAUUGACUGACUGUGCAUCUAUUUUUAGUUUUUUUAUUUCUUUAUCAGCUUUCCAGUUCAAUGACGUGUUAUUACAGCUAUUACAAGUGUUACAGUGUGUGUUACACACACUUUCUGUUUAACCUCCAAAUAAAGUGGUUUCUGACUAA
Molecule: messenger RNA, 3706 nt
Organism: Micropterus dolomieu (smallmouth bass)
Lineage: Eukaryota; Metazoa; Chordata; Actinopteri; Centrarchiformes; Centrarchidae
Product: testis-expressed protein 264 homolog
Exons: 4
Coding region: 162-1091 (309 amino acids)
Biological process (GO): protein-DNA covalent cross-linking repair; reticulophagy
Cellular component (GO): replication fork; nucleus; autophagosome membrane
Source: RefSeq, a predicted model, not a curated record